Messenger RNA from Paralichthys olivaceus (Japanese flounder), 1023 nucleotides. RefSeq names its product gametocyte-specific factor 1 (gene gtsf1). Lineage: Eukaryota; Metazoa; Chordata; Actinopteri; Pleuronectiformes; Paralichthyidae. The record is from RefSeq and is a predicted model, not a curated record.
GUGUUCAAACAGGAAGUGACGUAGCUUCGAACAACUUUAGACCACGUGAGGGGCGGAGCCUCCAUCGAGAGAGACUUCGCUGCUGCAGGAAAAAAAACAAACCGGGUCUGGAAACACGACUUCACCACGAGACUACACUUUAUCUGUGAAGCUUCAGAUUUCCAGGCUAACCUUCAUCGUGUGUCUGAUCUUCCCAGCUGACCAGUAGGGGGCGUCCUCACCAGAUCCCAGUUCAGAGAUGGCGAACAUGUUCAAGUUUGGAAACACCAUUGGUCCAUGCAGGACUGGUUUUAUUGAGGGGGCACAGCGGGCAGAGGAAACGGAUGAGAAAGGAAGCCUUGACCCAGACAGACUUUUGCAGUGCCCUUUUGACAAGAACCACCAGAUCCGGGUGUGCCGCUUCCCUUACCACCUUAUAAAGUGCAGGAAGAAUCAUCCAAAGCUGGCCCGUGAGCUGAAAACCUGCCCCUUUAACGCUUGCCACCUCGUUCCCAGGCAUGAGCUGACCCGCCACACUGAGACCUGUGAGAACAGAAUAUCUCUGGACCCUGCUGCUGUCGGUGAAAGCACCAAUGGACACGUUAAAUGGCAGGUCCCAGCCAGCACCUGGGUGAACCCGAACAUGGUCGAGAACUGGGAUGAAGAGAUCGAUGAUGAGGCUCCCACAUUCACAUGGGGUAAAAACACGGCCUUGAAUCAAAAACCCAACUUUGCCACCAUCAAUGGUCCAAGUCUAAAAGGGCCGGGUGUCCUCCCAGGGCCGCUAUUUAACCAGUAAAUUAGUUGCGCUAACCUCCCAGGUGCUAAGUGUAGUCCUAUGUUUUAAAUUUGGUUUUAACAAGUUUUGUAUCUUACUAGGUCUAGUUUGCAGAUAUCUCAUUUUUAGUAGCAUGAUGUGACAAAUAACCUUAAGUAGCAAAUAUUGAUUUGUUUUCUGUACUGUCUUGUAUUAACCCCUGUUACUGUAUCAAAGGUUUGCUUUGAAAUUGCGUGUUGUUUACAUUAAAGGAGUUCAAUUUGAAA